Haliotis rubra (blacklip abalone) is the source of this 2930-nucleotide messenger RNA. RefSeq lists its product as uncharacterized. The transcript has 3 exons. Lineage: Eukaryota; Metazoa; Mollusca; Gastropoda; Lepetellida; Haliotidae. Bases 65 to 2239 code for a protein of 724 amino acids. The record is from RefSeq and is a predicted model, not a curated record.
AUUAAGAGUUCGAGAGUGCACUUUGCCGGUGUCUCCGAGAGAAAGACAGCAAAUCUAGACAGCCAUGGCGUCUGCGUCCGAGAAGGAUACGACACUAUCAGCAUUGAUGAAGAUUAGCACAGCCUCAGAUAUAAAGAAUGACCGAGUGAUCUGUGCAUCAUCAAGUAUAAACUGGGAGGAGAUCAUAGGCCCUGCCCCGAUGUCUAUUGCACUGCUGGGGCAACUGAUGCUCAUCUCUGGUGGUACAGACUUCACCUUGGUCACAGGAAAAAGGCCGGAUUCAUCAUUUGUCCGUCUUCGCUACCCUGACUCCAUGAAUGCUUGUCUGGUUCAAGUCAGCAAUGAAGGCUGGGAGGCCUUUAACACAGCACAUUCCAACAUGGAGAAAAUACACCUGAUCACUAAUCAGAUUCCAGGCCAUGCACGAAAUGCAGUCCAGAUUUUAUUGAAAGGCUCACCAGAAGAACUUAAACUUGCAUUACCAAUCCCUCUUAAGAGGAUUCAAUUGGCUGCUAAACAAUGCACAGCCCAUGCGGAGGAGGUCCAGAAGCAGUUUGUUGACGUCAUGGCAACAAUAGGAGAACUGCUGGAGGCAUGCACAGCUGCCAAGGGCGAUUAUGAGGACAAACUGAAGCAAACUAAAGCUGCAGUUGCAGCCGCCAAAAGAGCUGAGACUCAAAUCAAGGAACAGAAAACAAAGGCAGACGAAGAACUGGCACACAUGACCAAAGCUCUGAAAGAUCGUGAGGAAGACUACAAGAAGGCCUUGGAUGACAUGCCGGGAGCGCUUCAACUCAUGGGGAUGAAGUUCUUUGACAGGUAUUCAGGAGCAGUGCUCAUGAGUAUUCAAGCAGAGUUGAACCCGAUGAUGGAAAUACCACAAGCUAUUGGAACAGGAGUGAAAGUAUUGACACCCGUGGUAGGUGGCGUGUCAGACCUGCUGAAAUCAAAGACAGAGGCCGUGCCUACACAACAUGAUAACCCUUUGGGUGAGCGCGAACGGGAAACAAUUGAAUACAUAAAAAGUAUAAAACUCAAGAUCACCUUAAUCAUUUCUCUGCUACCAAAGUAUCUGGAGUCAUUUGAAGACAAGAACAGGCAAGAAGGUACAGUUAGAGAUGUCAAGGAAUAUCUUGUUGAUAACAAGGCAGAUCUGGACAGAUUCACAAAAACUCUCAAGAAUAAGUUUGAUGUUCCUACGAAGCCAAUGAUGCUGAGUCUGCUGCAGGAUCUCACAACACUGAUGGAUUCCAUGAUUGACUUCUCCAAGCAAAUGGGUCAAAAUCCAGAAAUGAUUACUGAGUUCAGACAAAAGCUUGACAAGGUUAAACACACCAUGGAGUGUGUGGAGAUGACUGAUAUGAGAGCAGGACAUCCUCUCGCCCAAGCACCACAAGCUGCUAAAGCCCAACAAAAUUCUCUUGAAUUAGAAGAUAAAAUAAUUGACCAAGCCAGAUUUAAGGCUGAAAAAACAUCGCAGAUGUUGAAGACUGCCGAAGCCCGUUAUGACGAAGUUAACCAAAGAGCGCAAAGGAAAAAUGAUGAGUUGAUGAAACUUGUUGAAGAAUUGUCCCAGAUGGAUGCCAAGGAAAUAGACUUUAACAAGAUAAGAGAAACUCUCACUAGAGGUAUAAAAGCACUUGGAGAGGUUCGCAAACAAUGGGGUAGAUUGGUUACAUUCUUUCAAAGAAUGUCCAAUGUAAUUCAGUGCAGCCUUGGCCCAACGUUGGACACAUUUACUGAAACAGCCAAUGUUGGAAGGGAACUACAGCUGAAUUACUCAUUCAGCAAGCUGAUGCAGGAUACACUCUAUUCACAGGCAGUCCAAGCCAGUGAAAUUUCAUAUGUGGUCCAUGAGGUUUCAGGAACAUAUGUUGACAUCUCGCGAGAUCACCUCAUGGAUAAAAUAUCAAGCUUGGGGGAGCUGAUUGCUUUAAAUCCAGAAACUGAAUCACAUUUGAUAAAACUGAAACACAUUGAACUGAUGAAGGGGGCAAGGAAAGCACAACAGGCAAUCCAAGAAAAGGUAGAAGAAAGGCAGUUAGAUAUGCACGAGAGAGUUCAAGCCAGACUGUCACAGAUUGAGAGGGGAAUGCAAGCUGCACUUCCACCUCCGAACCCUGAGAGAGAACUACAGAUGCAACGCAUGCGCGCUAUUGCUCAGGACCAACGUGAGAAGGUGGUCGCAGCUGCCCAGGCAGAAGCUGAGGAGGAGGAAAUGUCGCAGUUUGCUAUCUAGGUAGUUUUAAGUUGUCUGCCUGUUGACAACAAAAUACUAUGUCUUAACAUUACAUGGUGUAGUCUUAACAUGUCUAUUCAUGAGAUUCUUGAGAGGGAUUUAGAAGUUGAUGAAUAUAUAAGACGAGUAUAUGAUGACCACUUCUUAUUUAUUGUAUAAUCCGACGUAAAUUCUGGUGUAUAUAGUAUGUUUUGUACUUCUGUCUUUAUAUCACCUGAAGAAGGGACAAGAAGUAGCCCAGAAACGUCGUGUUAUACAAUAAAGAAGAAGUUGUCAUCCAUAUACUCGUCUUAUAUUAUAUGUCUUUUCUUGCUGAAUUGCCUAGCAUAGUUUGCACAAAACAAUGUAAACACUACCAUUGUUGUAAAUUCUCAGCCUUAGGCUUCUCCCGCAAUCGUAAUCCCCUUACCUCAACACGACUGCAGGCUAAAAUCAUUAAAAGGUCCAAACAAAACUUGUUAUCUUUCCGUACCAAUCUUAGUAGUUAUUGUUGCAGUUCCCGAGUCGACAACAAAAUUACAGGUCCUCUUUCACAUAAAUACUCUGCUAUACCUUUAAAGUGAUUUCAUGUUGUCUAUUUGUGAUUCGAUUCGACACUUCAAAAACACGAAAAACGCAUCAUGACGCCAAACUGCGGAUUUCAAUUUGACCCAUUUAACUCAAUAGUACAAACACAAAUAAAACAAUCCAA